GUUUUGCGUUAUAAAAAGGCGUUAUCCAAGCGAAAUAAAGAAAAAAAAUCAUCGGAAGUCUCAUGACAUAUAAAUCUAGGGACGGUCCGAUGGAGAAGAAGAAGGCUGUGAUCGCGUGUGCGAAGAUAGAACUCCGUCGAAAUUCUAAAUCUUCUGGUCAGUUGUUCGAUGGCGAUACCAAGGAUGCCGAGAAUUAUAAACAGAUCAUCAUCCCGCUUCGAAGGCGAUCGAAGAAAGAUGUUUUGCCGCCGUCUACUAGCAAAGACGCCGACGAUUUCGAUGAAGACGAGGCAUCUGAUUAUACUGAGACUGACGAGGCGGAGACUCCGACCAAAAGAGAGAGUUCGGAAUCAAAAUCUAAAAGAUCUCGCCAAAGGAAAAAGUGUUCUCUAAGAACCAAACAUCAAGGACCAGUCUUAUUGAGCAUGAUGAAACAGACCGUGGAAUCACUCGAGGCGAGAGUAUCAUCUCUGGUGAAGCGAGUGGAUGAAUGCGACAGAGAGUGGCAGUUGGUGAAAGAAGAGAGCAAGACGGCCAAGGCGUUCGUGGAGGCUACCCAGACACUUCACGACAAGAAACAUGCUGAGCUCCAACGUGUGUUGAAGGAACAGGAACGCUUGUCGGAUUUGUUUCUUGAAAAAUUGAAGCUAUAAACAGAAAACAUCCAAGGAGAGAGAAGAGAGAGAGAGAGAGAGUAAGUUCUAUAUCUUUAUAUCUAUCUAUUAUCCAGCAAAAAAUAAAAAAACAUGUUUGUGUUUCAUUUUGCAUAAAAUAUAAGACUUGCUGUCUCUGUCAUAAACCAACGAGAUUUAUGUAAUAAAAUG
Molecule: messenger RNA, 824 nt
Organism: Tarenaya hassleriana
Lineage: Eukaryota; Viridiplantae; Streptophyta; Magnoliopsida; Brassicales; Cleomaceae
Exons: 5
Coding region: 63-653 (196 amino acids)
Source: RefSeq, a predicted model, not a curated record